GAAGUACUCGACGUUAUCAAUUUUGUGACAUCUUGAUUCGGAGAGAACGACCGCCGAUGACCUACUUAGGCUCUUCGCUUCCCACACGUUCUUUCUGUGUCUAGCUUUCUCCAUUCUCGCCUUUCCACGUUCAGCGUACAUCAUGACGCGACGCAGUAGCAGUUUUGGGAUGCAGGGUCCGGGCAUCGCUGCAGGCACUGGUGAAGAUCUCAUGAGAAGUUUAUCACGCACUUUCUCCGGCAAAUCGCACCAUUCUGACCGCAGAGAUGGUGACCGAAGAUGGGACGACGCUGAAGGCAGUGGGGAUGAUGGUUCAGCCGAGACUAAAAUCGACGAGUGGAAACUGGCCUCCGUCGUCAAGGGGAUGCCGCUCAACGAUCAGGCAGAGGGCAGGAAGCUGGGCGUAACCUGGAGUGGACUGACAGUGAAGGUUGUGCCAUCAGACGCGAUGCUACAAGAAAAUGUGCUAAGCCAAUUCAACAUUCCGCAACAGAUCAAGGAAGGACGAAAUAAACCGGGUUUGAGGACCAUCCUAGACAGAAGCUCGGGAUGCGUAAAGCCUGGAGAGAUGCUGCUUGUUUUGGGGAGGCCAGGGAGCGGUUGCACCACCCUAUUGAAGAUGCUAGCGAACAAGCGCAAAGGAUACUCUGAAGUAGAAGGCGACGUGCACUGGGGCACUCUAGAUGCCAAAGCAGCGCUAAAACAUCGUGGAUCUAUCGUCAUCAACACUGAAGAAGAGCUCUUCUUCCCGACGCUUACGGUGGGAAAGACCAUGGACUUCGCAACGCGCCUCAAUAUACCCCACCACCUGCCUAAAGAUACCGAUAAGGCAGAGGACUUCCGUUUGAAGUUCAAAUCCUUUUUGAUGGAUUCCAUGGGUAUCUCGCACACCGCAGAUACGAAAGUCGGCGACGCCUAUGUCCGCGGUGUAUCCGGCGGUGAGAGAAAGAGAGUGUCGAUCAUAGAGACGCUGGCCAACAGAGCAAGUGUCGUGUGUUGGGAUAACUCGACCCGCGGAUUAGAUGCUUCGACUGCUUUGGAAUACACAAGAGCGCUUCGAUGUUUGACCGACGAGUUGGGUGUUGCUACAAUCGUCACGUUAUACCAAGCUGGAAACGGGAUAUACGAUCUAUUCGAUAAGGUCCUUGUCCUGGAUGAAGGCAAACAAGUCUUUUACGGUCCACUUCAAGAGGCUCGGCCCUUCAUGCAGUCUCAAGGCUUUGUCUGUGGCGACGGUGCCAAUGUUGCUGACUUCUUGACCGGCGUUACUGUGCCAAGCGAGAGAGAGAUUCAUCCAGACUUCGAAUCAAGAUUUCCACGCAACGCGGGCGAGCUCGAGCUCGCGUAUCGCCAGUCUCAUAUCAAGGCCAAUAUGGACCAAGAGUUGAACUACCCGACGACAGAAGAGGCCAAGAACAACACUCGUCGCUUUUGCGAAGCAAUGAUGCUCGACCGAUCACCUCGUCUUCCGAAGUCAUCACCCAUGACUGUAUCGUUUCAGGACCAGAUAAAGGCUUGCAUCAUUCGGCAAUAUCAAAUACUCUGGGGAGACAAGGCUACCUUUUUUAUCAAGCAAGGUUCAACUAUUGUCCAGGCACUUAUCGCCGGUUCUUUGUUCUACAAUGCCCCAGCGAACUCGAAUGGCUUGUUCAUUAAGGGCGGUGCGUUGUUCACGGGAUUGCUAUACAAUGCCUUGGUCGCGAUGUCCGAAGUUACCGACUCCUUCGCCGGCCGCCCAAUACUCGCCAAGCACAAAAAUUUCGCCUUCUAUAACCCUGCAGCUUUCUGUCUGGCCCAAAUCACUGUGGAUAUUCCCAUUCUAUUCUUUCAGGUUACCGUCUUCAUUGUUAUUCUAUACUGGAUGACGUUCCUGAAGGCGACCGCAGCCGCAUUUUUUACAUGUUGGUUCGUGGUCUACUUAACUGCUUUCACCAUGACUGCAUUGUUCCGCAUGAUCGGCGCUGCCUUCCCAUCAUUCGACGCUGCCUCGAAGGUUUCCGGUUUCUCCGUGACGGCCUUGAUUCUCUAUAUUGGAUACCAGAUUGCAAAGCCUGCAAUGCACCCCUGGUUUGUCUGGAUCUAUUGGAUCGAUCCUCUAUCCUAUGGAUUUGAAGCUGUGAUGGCCAACGAGUUCAAGGGAACAAUCAUACCCUGUGUAAACAACAAUCUCAUUCCGAAUUAUUUACCCCAGUACCUCGAUCCUAAGCACCAGUCUUGCGCUGGUGUUGGCGGAGCUGCUCCGGGUGCUAUUUCAGUCUCUGGAGAGGACUACCUCGCUAGUCUAUCGUAUUCUCCAACUCAUAUCUGGCGCAACGUUGGCAUCCUUUUCGCAUGGUGGGUGUUUUAUGUAGGCCUCACAGUCUUCUUCACACUUCGAUGGGACGACACCGCAGGAUCUUCCGGUCUCGUUCUCAUCCCUCGCGAGACAGCCAAGCAAGUGCCGGCUCAGAUCAUUUCCCCGAACGACGAGGAAGCUCAGGUUACUGAGAAGGCCCCUCGGAUUCCGGCUAGCGGCAAUGAAGAUGCUAACGCUAGUGAUGAUGAUGCCGAAAGGUCGCUCAUCCGGAAUACAUCGAUAUUCACAUGGCGUAAUCUGUCCUACGUAGUGAAGACUUCGUCAGGAGACCGGACUUUGCUGGAUAACGUCCAUGGAUAUGUGAAACCGGGCAUGCUUGGCGCCCUCAUGGGAUCUUCAGGUGCUGGUAAAACAACUUUACUGGAUGUUCUGGCUCAGCGCAAGACCGAGGGUACGAUCCACGGAGAGAUUUUGGUAGACGGUCGCCCCCUCCCUGUAUCUUUCCAACGCUCCGCCGGAUACUGUGAACAGCUUGACGUACACGAGCCUUUUGCUACCGUCCGAGAGGCCCUAGAAUUUUCAGCUCUCCUUCGUCAAAGCCGAGAUACGCCACGCGCUGAAAAGAUCGCCUACGUGGAUACUAUCAUUGACUUACUCGAGCUUCACGACCUGGAACAUACACUUAUCGGUAGACUCGGCGCUGGUCUCUCUGUGGAGCAGAGGAAGCGCGUCACCAUUGGUGUUGAGCUAGUCUCGAAACCAUCCAUCUUGAUCUUUCUAGACGAACCAACCAGCGGGCUUGAUGGACAAGCAGCGUAUAAUACUGUCCGCUUCCUAAGGAAACUAGCUGAUGUUGGACAAGCUGUCCUUGUUACUAUUCAUCAGCCUUCCGCUCAGCUGUUUGCACAAUUUGAUACUCUGCUCUUGUUGGCGAAAGGCGGAAAGACUGUUUACUUUGGCGAGAUUGGCGAUAAUGCAAACACGAUCAAAGAGUACUUCGGACGACAUGGAAUGCCCUGCCCCCCAGGCGCCAACCCGGCUGAGCAUAUGAUUGAUGUAGUCUCUGGUUCCAAGUCUACCCGAGACUGGAACAAGAUAUGGAUGGAGUCACCAGAAGCUGCCCGUAUGCAUCAAGAUUUGGACAACAUUAUCACCGAUGCUGCCAACAAGGAACCAGGAACCAAGGACGACGGCCAUGAAUUCGCUACUACCAUCUGGACACAAACCAAACUUGUCACUCAUCGAUCAAACGUCAGUCUUUAUCGCAAUAUCGACUAUGUCAACAACAAAUUUGCCUUGCAUAUCGGCGUAGCGCUAUUCAUUGGUUUCUCGUUUUGGAAUAUUGGAAACUCAGUCCAGGAUCAACAGCUUAUUCUCUUCGCUCUAUUCAACUACAUAUUUGUUGCUCCUGGUGUGAUCGCUCAACUACAGCCUUUAUUCAUCGAACGUCGCGAUGUCUACGAAGCCCGGGAACGCAAGUCAAAGAUGUACCACUGGAGCCCUUUCGUCACUGGUCUUAUUGUUUCCGAACUUCCUUAUCUUGUUAUUUGCGCCGUCCUUUACUUCGUGUGUUUUUAUUACACGGCUGGUCUGCCGAACGACUCCAAUAAAGCCGGUGCUACCUUCUUCGUCAUGCUAGUCUAUCAGUUCAUCUACACUGGCAUGGGCCAGUUCAUUGCUGCCUACGCACCAAACGCCAUCUUUGCAUCGCUUGUCAACCCGUUGGUUAUCUUCACGCUGGUCUCGUUCUGCGGUGUCCUGGUUCCCUACACUCAGAUUCAGCCUUUCUGGAGAUAUUGGAUGUACUACCUGAACCCAUUCAACUAUAUGAUGGGCGCGCUACUCGUUUUCACGGACUUUUCCUGGAAAGUUGAGUGCAAGGAGACAGAGUUCGCGCGCUUCGAUCCACCUUCCGGUCAAUCAUGUGCGCAGUAUCUUGAAGCAUGGCUUCAAGGCCCGGGCUUGAGCAACAACCUAAUCAAUCCAAAUGCCACUAGCCAGUGCAAAGUCUGUCAAUACUCAGUUGGCAAAGACUACCUCGCCACCCUCAACUUAGGCGAAUACGUUUAUGGCUGGCGUGAUGCGGGCAUUUGCGUUAUCUUCGCACUGUCAGGCUAUGCCUUGGUGUACUUACUCAUGAAGUUGAGGACCAAGGCAACUAAGAAAGCCGAGUGAUCGCAAGUCACCCGCAUAAUCUGGCUAUGUAUACAGCUUCUCCAUCGCUGGGUUGACGUUAUGCAUCGACCGACCCGCAUCUCCAACC
Molecule: messenger RNA, 4559 nt
Organism: Paraphaeosphaeria sporulosa
Lineage: Eukaryota; Fungi; Ascomycota; Dothideomycetes; Pleosporales; Didymosphaeriaceae
Product: ABC transporter
Exons: 2
Coding region: 143-4471 (1442 amino acids)
Biological process (GO): transmembrane transport
Cellular component (GO): membrane
Molecular function (GO): ATP hydrolysis activity; ABC-type transporter activity; ATP binding
Source: RefSeq, a predicted model, not a curated record